GAUGGUGACAUGGUCCGGCUGGCAGCCGUCUUGAUUUGUCUUUCUUCUUGUUCCAGAGUUGUUUUCCAAGAUCCUGCUGGAUCUUGUUAACUCUUUUCUGUUGGUCCGGUUGUUUCGGAAAUGUUACCUCUUCAAUAAGCAUAUAUUGAUUGGUCAACAAAUUUAGAAAGAUUCAUGUUCUAUUAUGAAACCGAAUAUAUUUUUCAUUCUUCUCUUCUUUCUCAUUUAUGCUCUUGCAACACUUCUUGAAGCCUCCACCAAUAGCGAUGGAGGAUUCAUACUUGAAGAAAAUGAAAAGACCCGAAUCAAAAGAUCCGAUUUUCCAUCCGGGUUUCUCUUUGGAACCGGCACUUCUGCAUACCAAGUUGAAGGAGCCUAUCUUGAAGAUGCAAAAUCCUUAAGCAACUGGGAUGUAUUUUGUCACUCUUUGGGUUGUGGAGAAAAUGGGGAGAAUGGAGAUAUUGCAGAUGAUCAUUAUCACAUGUUCUUGAAAGACAUUGAGUUGAUGCAUUCCCUUGGGAUACAAGCAUACAGAUUUUCGGUAUCUUGGGCUAGAAUUCUUCCAAGAGGAAGGUUUGGUAAAGUCAAUCCUGCUGGCAUCAUGUUCUACAACAAGAUCAUAGACAAUCUGAUUCUCAAAGGAAUUGAACCAUUUGUGACAAUUCACCAUGUAGAAUUUCCUCAAGAACUUGAAGACAUAUAUGGUUCUUGGCUAAACCCUGAAAUGCAGGAAGAGUUUAUAUAUUUUGCAGAUGCCUGUUUCAAGUUUUUUGGAGACCGAGUGAAGUAUUGGAUCACCAUAAACGAACCUCUAUUACUCGCAGAAAUGGCUUACGAAUUGGGGGUUUUUCCACCAUUCCAUUGUUCCGGGCCUUUUGGAAACUGUCUUGAUGGGAAUUCAGAUGUCAAGCCUAUUAUCGCUAUGCACAAUAUGUUGUUGGCCCAUGGCAAGGCAGCCAAGCUAUAUCAUGAAUACUUCCAGCCUAAACAAGGUGGCUCAAUUGGUCUCACUGUUAACAGUAAAAUGUAUGAACCACUAACGAAUAGUGAACUCGAUCACCAAGCUGCCAGAAGGGCAUUUGUUUUUCAGUCUGGCUGGACACUUGAUCCCUUGAUAUUUGGAGACUACCCGGAAGAAGUUAAGGAAUACCUUGGUUAUGAAUUACCAAGCUUCUCCCACGAUGAAAAGAAUUUUAUGAAGAAUAGCAUAGAUUUUAUUGGCAUCAACCAUUAUUCGACUACAUACGCCAAGGAUUGUACUAAUUCUAGUUGCUCUGCAACUGAGAAUUGUGCAAUCCAAGGUUUUGUGGGGACGGUUGGAGAGCGUGAUGGUGUGCUAAUUGGUGAACAUACGGCUGUAGAAGGAUCGUAUGUUGUUCCUAGAGGCAUGGAAGAGAUUGUUAACCUUAUCAAGAUUCGAUAUAAUAACAAGCCCAUGUUCAUUACUGAAAAUGGGUAUUCUUCACCGGACGUGCACGAACAGAGAGUUGAUGAACUAAUUAAUGACGUCAAGCGAAUUGAAUAUCAUGCCAGUUACCUUGCUUCAUUAGCCAAGUCAAUUAGAGAGGGAGCAGAUGUACGUGGAUAUUUCGCAUGGUCAUUUAUGGAUAGUUAUGAAUGGUUGCAGGGUUAUGACGUAAAGUACGGAUUACACUAUGUGGAUCGACAAACCUUAACUCGAACGCCAAAGCUUUCUGCAAAAUGGUACAAGAAUUUUCUGACCAACAAUACUGAUCUUGUCAAUAUGGAAGCAUCAAGGGAAAAAUUAAACACAAAUGCAUAAGGUUUUAUGCAAAGAACGAGUUCAUAGUUCAACUAUAAAUUGUCCCAACAAUUUAACAUUUUUCUAGCUUUCAUUGGCUAUUUGGCUGUGUUUUUUUCUUACUAACUUCCUUGAUGUAUUGAAAAGCAGAAAAAGAAAUAAAACCCAAACUUCCUUGUUUUUUUUCUUA
Molecule: messenger RNA, 1952 nt
Organism: Helianthus annuus (common sunflower)
Lineage: Eukaryota; Viridiplantae; Streptophyta; Magnoliopsida; Asterales; Asteraceae
Product: beta-glucosidase 18
Exons: 12
Coding region: 185-1783 (532 amino acids)
Biological process (GO): carbohydrate metabolic process
Molecular function (GO): beta-glucosidase activity
Source: RefSeq, a predicted model, not a curated record